Molecule: messenger RNA, 696 nt
Organism: Musca vetustissima
Lineage: Eukaryota; Metazoa; Arthropoda; Insecta; Diptera; Muscidae
Gene: Chmp1
Product: charged multivesicular body protein 1b
Exons: 3
Coding region: 85-696 (203 amino acids)
Biological process (GO): late endosome to vacuole transport; protein transport; endosome transport via multivesicular body sorting pathway
Cellular component (GO): ESCRT III complex; multivesicular body
Source: RefSeq, a predicted model, not a curated record
AAAAACAACACUUGUAGUUUAAAAACAAACAAAUUUAUCUUCUUUUCUGUUUUUUCUUAAAAAUCUAUCAAACUGGGGAACGAAAUGUCGUCGGCACAAAUGGAAAAACAUUUAUUCAAUUUAAAAUUUGCUGUCAAGGAGCUAGAACGCAAUAGCAAAAAAUGUGAAAAAGAGGAGAAAUUGGAAAAGGCCAAAGCCAAGAAGGCCAUACAGAAGGGUAAUAUGGAUGUGGCUCGAAUACAUGCCGAAAAUGCAAUACGACAGAAAAAUCAAGCUGUGAAUUAUUUGCGAAUGAGCGCCCGAGUAGAUGCUGUCGCCAGUCGUGUUCAAUCGGCAUUGACCACACGUAAGGUGACCGGUUCAAUGGCUGGAGUUGUUAAGGCUAUGGAUGCUGCCAUGAAGGGUAUGAAUUUGGAAAAGAUCUCCUCAUUGAUGGAGAAAUUCGAACAACAAUUCGAAGAUUUGGAUGUUCAAAGUUCUGUCAUGGAGAAUACAAUGUCCGAUACCACAACAACCUCAGUGCCACAAGGUGAUGUUGAUAAUCUGCUGCAACAAGUGGCCGAUGAGGCAGGUUUGGAGCUGAACAUGGAACUGCCCAGUGGUGUACAAUCAUCGACAAUUGGCGCCUCCACACAGGUAUCACAGGAACAAGACGAAUUGACUCAACGAUUGGCCCGUUUGAGACAAACUGAAUAA